AUGUACCCUCAGUAUGGCAAACCAAUCAUUGUCGUUGAUGGUAACUUUACAACGAUUUACCCUACAGUUUGCUUCACACCAGAAAAUAAAAAAUUGACCCAUAGCAUAUUUUACAAACAAAAUCCAUUAGACUUUGUGUUUCCUGUGUUGAUGCUUCAAAUCAUCUCGGCAUUCUUUUUGUCUCGGUUGAUAUACUUUGUUCUCAGGCCUUUGAGACAACCCAAAAUGGUGUGCAACAUCUUGGCUGGCAUUAUCUUGGGACCAUCUGUUCUGGGUCGCAAUGAGGCAUUCUUGGAGACAUUUUUUCCAGAAAAUGAGAUGUUGAUUUUUAAUAUAAUUUCAAGGUUGGGAACAGCAUACUUAAUCUUCCUUAUUUCUGUGAAAACCAACACCGAUAUGUUGCUAAAGUCGACGAGGAAAAUUUGGACCCUUGGUGUAUCUAGCUACCUUGCCCCUCUACUAGUCAGCGUAAUCUUCAGUUUACUGAUGAGACAACAAUUUAAUAAUUGUGUCAAUGAAUCAAAAAUGCUUUUUGUGAGUGCUUCAUUAUCAGUUACUUAUUUCCCAGUUGUUGCGCAGUUCAUAGAAGAAUUAGACCUUCUAACCACUGAGUUUGGCCUACUUACCUUGUCCUCUUCCAUGCUUAUUCAAAUGAUGAGCAUUUCCACAUUCAUCAUUGGAGUCACUGCAACGAGGGAAACUUACAUAAUGUCAUUUGCAUAUUUUCUUGGAGUAUGUGGAACCGUGGUUGUCGCCGUCUUUAUUAUAAGGCCAGUAGUACAGGAAAUUAUCAAUAGAACGCCUGAGGGGAAAUCAAUACAUGAAUUUUUUGUCAUAGCAAUUCUUAUUGGGACAUUAAUCAUGGCAUUUGUUACCGAUUACUUAUGGAUGGACUUUCUUUUAGGAGCUUUCCUUAUGGGGUUGAUCAUACCAGACGGACCACCUCUAGGUUCCAUAUUAGUGGAAAAAUCUGAACUCAUGAUCAAUGAAUUUUUUCUGCCUAUAUUCUUCGUUCAUAUUGGAUAUCAAACAGAUGUGCAUUCAUUAAAGAACAUACAUUCUAUAACUGCAAUCGCGCUCCUUGUUUUUGUGAUUUUUAUGUCCAAGAUGAUGGGGACUUUGUUGGCCUCGAUAUAUCUCAAUAUAAGAUUUCAAGAUGCCAUUUUUUUGGCCCUUAUUUUGAACUUUAAGGGUGUGAUGGACUGGGUCAGUUUCCAGAGAUUUCUAGUAUUGAAUAUUUUGGGCAAGCAGUGCUUUACUGUCUUAGUGCUAUUCAACCUUGUUUUCAUCGCUGCCUUUUACCCUGUUGUAGAUAUCUUUUAUAAUCCUCGUUCUAGACUUGCUGGACCAUAUUCUAAAACAAAAUGCACAAGAGCACUCCAAUCAACCCCUCAGGAAGCGGAAUUACGUGCUAUUACAUGCAUUUAUGAAGAAGAUAAUGUCCCUGGCAUGCUUGCUUUACUGGAAGCAGUCAACCAGAAAGCAGCUAUUAGUCCUUUAUGUGCAUAUGUGAUCCAUGUGAUUGAGCUUGUUGGUCGAACUACUCCAAUAUUAAUGCCUUACAAGGGUGAUGACAAGGAUUUAGGACAUAAUAGUUCGUCGUCGUCGUCCUCUAGGAUUAUGCAUGCUUUUAUAAAUUACUCCAACAACACGCUCGGUCAUGUGACAAUACAACCAUUCAGUAUGGUUGCUCCAUUCAAGACCAUGCACAACUUUGUCUGCAACCUUGCCGAGGAUAGACAUGUUCCUUUCAUCAUUGUUCCUUUCCAUGAAAACCAAAUACCUACAGAUUUCGUUGUACAACAAACCCUAAUCCAAGAUUUUAAUGUUCAGCUUCAAGAACAUGCUCCUUGCACUGUUGGAAUCUUAUUAGACAGAGGAUUGCGUUGUCAAAUCAAGUUACUAGAUAGCUUCACUUGCAAAGUUGCUGUGUUCUUUGUGGGUGGUGUUGAUGAUCGCGAGGCCUUGGCACUUGCAAUAAGGAUGUCAGCAAAUCCUAAUGUGAACAUCACCCUGUUGAGAAUUAAGUACUCCACAAAUGAUCACAAGGGCAUAAAAAUUACUGAAAGCCAGUUGGAUGAUCUUUUAGUUAAUGAAUUUGUAGAGAAAAAUGUUAACAACAGUCGCGUUGUCAUUCGUGAGGAGGUAGUAAAUAACAGCUUACAAAUGCUAAAUGUGAUUCAUUCUUUAAGGAACAAGCAUGACUUUGUUAUGGUGGGAAAGAAAUCAGGUGCAACUCAAUUUGAGCAAGAAAUGAUGGAAUGGGUUAAAUAUCCAGAGUUGGGUGCUAUUGGUGAUCUUCUUGCUUCAACUGAUUUUUAUGACAAAAAGAUGUCGGUGUUAGUCCUGCAACAUUGUAAGAGUGUUAGAUGA
Molecule: messenger RNA, 2373 nt
Organism: Hevea brasiliensis (rubber tree)
Lineage: Eukaryota; Viridiplantae; Streptophyta; Magnoliopsida; Malpighiales; Euphorbiaceae
Product: cation/H(+) antiporter 15-like
Exons: 3
Coding region: 1-2373 (790 amino acids)
Biological process (GO): proton transmembrane transport; regulation of pH
Cellular component (GO): membrane; endomembrane system
Molecular function (GO): antiporter activity
Source: RefSeq, a predicted model, not a curated record